Grammomys surdaster is the source of this 618-nucleotide messenger RNA. Its product is annotated as histone H2B type 3-A. Gene Ontology annotation, molecular function: DNA binding; structural constituent of chromatin; protein heterodimerization activity. The record is from RefSeq and is a predicted model, not a curated record. The transcript has a single exon. Bases 25 to 405 code for a protein of 126 amino acids. Gene Ontology annotation, cellular component: nucleosome. NCBI's taxonomy places the organism in Eukaryota, Metazoa, Chordata, Mammalia, Rodentia, Muridae.
UCUGGGUGCAGCCAGUGCAGCAGGAUGCCGGAGCCUUCCCGCUCCACUCCCGCCCCAAAGAAGGGCUCCAAGAAAGCCAUCACCAAGGCGCAGAAAAAGGAUGGCAAGAAACGCAAACGGGGCCGCAAGGAGAGCUACUCCAUCUACGUGUACAAGGUGCUGAAGCAGGUGCAUCCGGACACCGGCAUCUCGUCCAAGGCCAUGGGCAUCAUGAACUCGUUCGUCAACGACAUCUUUGAGCGCAUCGCCAGCGAGGCCUCCCGCCUGGCGCAUUACAACAAGCGCUCGACCAUCACGUCCCGCGAGGUGCAGACGGCCGUGCGCCUGCUGCUGCCAGGGGAGCUGGCCAAGCACGCCGUGUCCGAGGGCACCAAGGCAGUCACCAAGUACACCAGCUCAAAGUGAGGCGCGACGAGAGCGCCCCCAACCCAAAGGCUCUUUUCAGAGCCACCUUCCAAGCUCAAAAAAGGAGCGUGCUACCUGACUAAGAUUGUCAUUCACUUGAUAAACAUUGGGAUGGAGGGGGGAAGGGAGGGAGGAGUUGUACUGGACCUUGGGACCCUGAGAUAAUUACUCUUGUUCAUAACGGUACAUUAAUAAAUUUGUCUGAUUCAAUUU